Messenger RNA from Sycon ciliatum, 1888 nucleotides. RefSeq names its product cytochrome b5 domain-containing protein 1-like. The record is from RefSeq and is a predicted model, not a curated record. The transcript is spliced from 4 exons. Bases 290 to 979 code for a protein of 229 amino acids. Lineage: Eukaryota; Metazoa; Porifera; Calcarea; Leucosolenida; Sycettidae.
UCUUCUGACUUUGUUUUGCCUAGCGAUCGAUCGCGCGAGGACGUGCAGGCGAGAACUGUUUGUGAGAAAGCCAGGGCCAUCCCCGGCGGCGCAUGUCGUGCAACUAAUUACUUCUGUCUUGUUUGAUCUAGAAAACGAUCGUCAGUGGCUUGGCCCAGAGUUGAAGAGUAAAUUUGGAAACACGUGUGUGUCGUCGGAGAAUGUCUGUGGUCGUUUGUGUCUAGUCUAAAAAUAUCACCGUUUGAUCUGAGUUGCUCACACCCCGUGUGGCGUCCGUGCUGAGAAAGCCAUGCCAAAGUUAGAAGAGAUACCGGUAGCGGUGGAGAGGGAUCCGUCCAGACGUCGCCACUACACUCCACUGGAGGUUGCUGAGCAUAACCAGGAGAGUGAUAUGUGGGUCACAUAUCUUGGCAGGGUGUAUGAUCUAACAGCGCUAUGCGAGGAAUAUAAAGGUAGCGACCUGAUCAAGCCCAUUGUGCAAGCUGCAGGUACGGACAUUACCCACUGGUUUGACAAGAGCACAUUGGAUAUACGGAGGCGGAUUGAUGAGGAAACGGGCUGCUCAAUGUACCACACGCCGAUGGGACGCUUUGUCCAUGUGCCUCCACGGUUUCCAUCAUCGAGCUGGAAGACGAACUUUGGCACACCGUGGUGGAAGAACCACAAAUACUGUAUCGGCAUUUUGUCAUCGCGAGUUCGACAUAUCAGGCUGGUGAAUACCCUAACCUCUCAAGAACACUGCAUUAAGGUUUGCGAAGAGGAGACAAUCAAUGAGAUUCUGCUUCGCUAUCUGGUCAUCAACCAGCAUGCAAACAGCUACACAUGGAAGUUUGAGGGCAGGAAUUUGGACAUGGAGCAGACUUUGCAAGAGAAUGGUAUACCAAAUCAAAAUGCGGAGUUCUUUCGGCUAGGAAUGGACGAAGAACACUGGAGACCGGCAAUUCUACUCUAUUUCAAUGAUGAUCUAUCGGAAAUGUAACCAAACAAGGACUAUUGGACCGUGCCCUGACUACUAGCUAAAACAGUUGCUCCGCUCCUCUCUAUGGAUGCACAACACGCAGUCUGAAUACUAUCAGAAUUUCCCAGUCUGGACUAAGCCAUCAUGAUGUUUUGGUCAUGUCAUCAUGUCAUUAUCGGCUAGCUCACCGCCAAGCAGCCUGACUGCCUCCUGACUCAGCACAAACGGCAUAUCAGGCGCUGAUAUCCGAGCCGUGAUGAUGCGCAAUGUACAAAGUGCAACUGACUACGGUGGCAUAGGUGGACAGUCAAGACUGGUCGGUGGCUAUAGGUCUGUUGCCACAUGGAAUGCAGCGGCAGAAGCGGUGGUGGUGACAGCAACUGUUGAAGGAUUGUGACAUCAUGCCGGCGAGACGUCAUGCCAGUUCCCCGCCAUCCAUACAUGCUGCACGUUUUGAGCAUUUCAAAAUUCUUUUAUUGACCUGGCGGUUUCCCAGCAUCCACUACACGAAAGAACUAACGCUGGUGCUAUCUCAGAUUAUGGUCUAGUUGCACUUUUUUAAAACAUAAAUAGAAAUCACUCAGAAACCUUGCAUAGUACAUGUAGUGGAGAGCAGGAAUUAGCAAAUACAGCAAAUACAGCAAAUACAGCAAAUACAGCAAAUACAGCAAAUACAGCAAAUACAGCCUACCGGAGAUACCUGCAGUGGUGAUGUAUUGAGAAAUGAAGUCAGCCAGCAUGUGACCGUGUGUUUCAUGAGUAAUCUACUAAUCGCAGCUUUUUAUACGCCGCCACUGGCAUAUGGUUUCAUUUCUAAAAAGCUUAGUCCCUCUUCCACGUCUUGCGUAGAUUAGCACAAUGUCAUGUAACACCGGCGUUCUGUCUGGCUUGUCUAUCAUUCAGAAGUCUAAUCUCGGCUACGUAAUUAUA